AUGGGCGCCUUCCUCCCCCGCCGGUGCGUGGGCCAGCUCUGCUUACGAACCACUGAUUCCGGCCGCGGCUGCACUCUCUCCAUUCGCUCCUCUUCUGGUGCCGCCAUGGUAAUUGAUCAACCAGCUGUGUCACUAGAGAUUUCGCUAGAGGUCGGAAGACAAGUUUCAAGAAUGAAGAAAUCAAUCGGUGCGGUUCCUGGAUUAGCAGUAAUCCAUGUUGGGGAGAAAAAGCGUUACGACAAUGAUUAUGACUUCACUUGUAGCUUAGUUGGAAUCAAAGCAUUCCCAGUUCGUCUAGCUGAAGAUUCCUCAGAAGAGGAGGUGUUGAAUUGUGUCUCACGCUUCAACGAUGAUCCUCGUGUCCAUGGAAUCCUUCUUCACUUCCCUCUACCAUGGCAUAUGGAUGAGCACAAGGUACUGAGUGCGGUUAGUAUAGAGAAAGACGUUGACGGAUUUCACCCGGUAAAUAUCGGACGGCUUGCGAUGCGCGGAAGAGAACCCUUGUUCGUCCCGCGUGCUCCUAAAGGGUGUAUCGAGCUGUUACACCGCUACAACCUUGAGAUCAAAGGAAAGAGAGCAGUUGUUAUCGGAAGGGAUCACACAUUCGAUAUGCCAGCUGCUCUGUUACUGCAGAGAGAGGAUGCAACUGUUACCAUUAUCGAUUCAACAACCAAGAACCCUGAAGAAAUUACAAGACAAGCUGAUAUCUUAAUCUCGGCUAUUGGGCAAGCCAACAUGGUCAGAGGAAGCUGGAUAAAGCCAGGCGCAGUCAUCAUCAAUGUUGGGACUAGUCUAUUGAAGGAUCCAGAUGCUCUGCAUGGCUAUCGAGUGGUCGGAGACAUAUGCUAUGAGGAGGUUUGCAAAGUUGCAUCAGCCAUCAAACCUGUUGCUGCUGGUGGCGUAGGAACAAUCACCCUAAGCUUGCUUCUAUCCAACACUUUAACAUCAGCCAAGAGAUUUCACAACUUCAUUUAA
Molecule: messenger RNA, 975 nt
Organism: Thlaspi arvense
Lineage: Eukaryota; Viridiplantae; Streptophyta; Magnoliopsida; Brassicales; Brassicaceae
Source: the annotation of a GenBank genome assembly